This is a messenger RNA of Trichechus manatus latirostris (Florida manatee), 1035 nucleotides long. Its product is annotated as gametogenetin-binding protein 1-like. NCBI's taxonomy places the organism in Eukaryota, Metazoa, Chordata, Mammalia, Sirenia, Trichechidae. The coding region runs from base 1 to 1035 and encodes 344 amino acids. The transcript has 6 exons. The record is from RefSeq and is a predicted model, not a curated record.
AUGGAGGCCCCAACUCCAACCCACCGACCCCGAAUUUUAGGCCGCUCCUCCAUGUUCCGCUUUUUCGGUAGCCUGGUGGGGAGCAAGAGCAGCCCAAAGCGCUCUCACAAGGGACUGGCAAGAGGCCGGGAGUGUCCCUCGAAAGAGCAGGAUGCCGUCUACCUGAUGAUGGGCCGCCAGGGCCAAGUAGAGAAGGAACUCGAGCCACCCUCCACACUGCCUGGUGCCCUCAUGGUGGCCACUCCCAAGGGCUCCCCACACCUGCCACUGCAUGAUCCCUCAUGCCUGGGGGUGGGGGAUGUGUGGGACCAGACUCUCACCCCCACAGAGAUCCUGCGAGUGCCACCCCAGGGCAAAGAGGUGAGGUUAGUCCUGCCCAGAGGAAGUCAGGAGGUGCUGGGCAGCCUGUCUGAAAAGGAGGAGGAGGAGGAGGAGGAGAAGAAGGAAGCAGCAAGGCAGGCCUCCGGGGAUACAGGGGCCUCGAGCAGGAUUGCCCAGGCCCUGGAGGUGGAGCAAGAAUGCCUGCAGAGGGCCAUGGGGCCACUGGAGGUCAGCCCCAAGACCUUCACCAAGGAGAAGGAAGAGUAUCUGCUUGAUGAAGACCUCAAGCUGGCCUCCUCAAAGGCAGGGAUGACUCCCUGGAACCACCUCCUCAGCUUGUACAAGCAGCUCCAGAAAUCGGCCAUGGCCAAGUUUCCUCUCAAGGAAGGCUUGCCCCCUGAGAAGGAGAAAGGGGAGGAAGAGGAAGUAGAGGAAGAGGACAGCUUAUUUAACCUCUGUGUCCCAGGCACUGUCGCCCUCCAGUCACCACUGCAUAAGACUUUUAGGUCGACAGAUACAGUGGGUUUUGUGGAGUCUGAGUUGAAGAAGCUUCUGGUGGUGCAACGGGAGUCCCGCCUCUGGAAGAUGGGCAGCAAAGAGGGCCGGGAGCUGCUGGCCCAACCAGAGAUCACCCUGGAGGAGGCGGGCAUUGUGGAUGGCCAGCACCUGCUGCUCGAGGAGAUGGACGAGAUGGGGAACUGGCCCCCAGAGUGA